AUGGUGCAAACAAGUCCCACCCCGUUUGAUGUGGGCCGUGCAUUCGUCCAUCAGUAUUAUACACUAUUACAUCAAGCACCUCAUAUGCUUCAUCGAUUUUAUUCUACGGAUAGUACAUUCAUACAUGGUGGUGUUGAUCGACCAGGUUGUGUUGAACAACCAGCUGUCGGACCGGAAAAUAUUUCCCAACGAAUUAAUGAUCUUAAUUUACGUGAUUGUCAUGCUAAAAUUCGUCAGGUCGAUUCACAUCCAACUAUUGGUGAUGGAGUUGUCGUUCAGGUUACCGGUGAAUUAUCAAAUAAUGGUGAUCCAAUGCGUCGUUUUAUGCAAACUUUCGUAUUAGCACCACGACAACCAAAAAAGUACUACGUACAAAAUGAUAUUUUUCGUUAUCAAGAUGAAGUUUUUGAUGAUGGAUCAGAUGAAGUAGAUGAGGAUGACCGGUCAAGUUCACAUAUUUAUGGUGAUACUAUUUCAAAUGCAGACAAGGUUUCAAAUGCUGAUUCAUCAGCAGCAGUAGCAGCAACUUCACAGCAACCAUUACUUGUAACAGCUACUGUACGACCAUCAAUGGAAGAACAACAACAACAACAGCAACCAUUACCACCUCGUAGUAGUGUUCCAACACCUGCAGGUAAUCAACAACCAAUUAUUCCCAUUCAAACUGUUCGCCAACAAGAACAUCAACAUACAGGCUCAACUAAUUUGAAUGGUUUUUCAAAUGCUAAUGUUAGUGAACCUACUAGUUAUAGUGGACUCGGUCAUACACAUCUUCAACAACAAGAAACAGUUCAAUCACAUCGACAAUCUAGUCCAAGGCCAUUAAAUCAUCAAAUUUCACAAGAAAAUCAACAACAAACAAAUGGUGGUAAUAUGCCAAAUCAACAACCGGUUAAACAAACUACAACAACACAACAACAACAACCAACAACAGAAGGACAAAGACCAGAAGGAACAUCCUAUGCUGGUAUUGCUAAAUUACAUUCAUCUACGGUUUCAACACCAAAUAUAACAUCAACUUCAACAACUGUUCCACGUAGUGGUUCAGUUCCAAAUGCAGUACCACCAUUAAAUUCUCAACAAUCAAAUACUGUUCGACCAUCAGUAAAAGCACCAUCAACAACAACAACAACUAAUCGACCAAGUAGCAGUUCUCAAUCGGGUCAACAACGUGGUGGUAACAAUUAUUAUCAACAAAAUAAUCGUGGUAAUUAUUGGAAUGAUAAUAUUCCAAAAGAUCAAAGUCCUGCUCAUCGUUCAGGUACGAAUGUAGCAACAGCACCAAAUGAACAACAAGUUUUUGUUGGUUCAUUACCAUUGAAUUUCACAAAAGAGACAUUAGUUGAAUGUUUUUCAAAAUUUGGUAAAGUUCUCGAUGCAAAAAUUCAUACACCUGCACAUGACAAUAAGAAGAAUUUUGGUUUUGUUGUUUUUGAAAAUCCAGAAGUUGCAACAUCUAUUGUCAAAAUGGAACAUGUUAUGUAUGAUGAUACAAUACGUUUGAAUGUUGAACCAAAAACUCAACGAAAUUAUCCAUCAAAUAAUAAUACUAGUGGUAAUUUUAAUAAUGGACCACAAGGUGGUGGUGGUGGUGGUCGUAAUAGUAAUUAUCAAGGACGAGGUAGUGGUCGUGGUGGAAAUCGAGCACCAUAUCGUGGUGGUGGUGGUGGUGGUAAUAAUCAAAGACGUGGCGGUGGUCAAUUUAAUAAUAAUUCACCAUCAUUUAGUGGAGGAGAUGAGAAUAACAACGAAUAUCGAUCUAGCAAACCUCAGCAACCAGUACAACAGCAGUAA
Messenger RNA from Rotaria sordida, 1794 nucleotides. Lineage: Eukaryota; Metazoa; Rotifera; Eurotatoria; Philodinida; Philodinidae. The record is from the annotation of a GenBank genome assembly.